AACGGGAAAACGGACAAACGUAAAAGAAUCGCCGUCAGUUUGAUAACAACAGCUUCUGAAUACACUGGGAAUUGAGACCCCAAAACUGAGAUUCCAAUUCCAUUGUCCUCUCUCUCUCUCUCUCUCUCCAGACAGCAAUUCAAUUCACCUCGUGACAUGACACCCCACCCCCCGAAAUUCACGACAUUUUCUCACUCACCCGAAUCAAUCCCAUUAUUUCCACACCUUAAAUACUCAUCAUCAAUUCUUCCUCUCCUCUCUCUCAAUUCUUCUUGGCCUCUCCUCGUGUGGCAUCUCGGCAGCGCGAUGUCUAUAUAAAUAGAUGAUAAGGGACUUCAUGCUUGCAAGGAUUUUCACAUCACUCACCACUCAACAUAUGCUACUACAAUUAAGAUAUAUUGUGCGUUUACCAUGAUCACAUACGACCAAGAUCCUGAUGUUAUUCGCUGGGGACUUAAGCUCUUUGAUGGUGAUCCUUAUUCUAAUUGUGGAUAUUGUGGUUCCAUCCCCCAACAUAACGCGGACUGCUAUCCGGGGCAUUAUUUGAAAGGAUAUCAGUAUGAGUCGGACUGCAAUUAUGCAGGAGACCAAAACCUUAAUGUAGACAGCCUUCACGACGAACUAUCACAACUUUCAGUGACUGAACCAAUCAAGUUGUUCCAAGAUGGCAUGGAGCACCAAACUUCGUUUUGUUCACAGGACUGGUUUCCACAUUCAUUGGGGAACUACAGCUAUGUCGUUGAUGGACAUGAUAGUCAACAUGAAGAAGAAACUGAUUUGGGAAUUUCUGCUUCAUGUUCUAGCCCAGGAGAUGAAUUGUACUGUGAAGAAGAGUGGUCGAAUUCACUAGAACUAAUGGACGAGCAUGCUUUUGAUAGUGAAGUAGGUAAAAGAUUGAACCAGAUGGCUUCUAUUCCCCACAUUCCAAAAAUUAAUGGUGAAAUACCCUCAAUAGAUGAAGCGACUUUAGAUCAUCAAAGACUUCUGGACAGAUUACUGGUCUAUGAGCUGGUCGAAUUCAAGGUUCAAGGUGAUGGUAACUGCCAGUUCCGAGCUCUGUCGGACCAAUUUUAUCGUACUCCUGAGCACCACAAAUUUGUCCGAGAGCAGAUUGUAAAUCAGCUUAGGUCUUUCCCAGAGAUCUACGAGGGAUAUGUGCCCAUGGCUUAUGACCAAUAUCUGACAAAGAUGUCCAAGAACGGAGAGUGGGGAGAUCAUGUCACGUUGCAAGCUGCUGCAGAUUCUUAUGGUAUAAAAAUAUUUGUCAUCACGUCGUUUAAGGACACCUGUUACAUUGAGAUCCUCUCAAACAUUCAAAAGUCAGAACGAGUUAUUUUCCUGAGCUUCUGGGCCGAGGUUCAUUACAACUCGAUAUAUCCUGCCGGAGCUUGUAUUGUUGUGCAGAUUGCCCGACGUUUCAGACAAAGAAGAAGAAGAGGUGGCUGGCUGCUCAACACGAACACGUCGAAUUACCAAAAGACUAUAACUAAUGAAUGGCAAUGGAAAUCGACGCCAUUCAUAACCUGCAACUCUACUACCAACCCAACAAGACCCCUCAUUCUUUCUCAAUAAUAUCUAAUUCUCUCUUAUCUGGAUCUAUGAGAAUCUUUGUAUUUAGUUGAUGCACUUUUAUUAACAUAUUUCCAUUCUAACUUGCCAAUAUCGAUAAUCCUUGCUUA
Messenger RNA from Salvia miltiorrhiza (redroot sage), 1679 nucleotides. Its product is annotated as OVARIAN TUMOR DOMAIN-containing deubiquitinating enzyme 12-like. Bases 412 to 1572 code for a protein of 386 amino acids. Gene Ontology annotation, molecular function: cysteine-type deubiquitinase activity. The transcript has 11 exons. The record is from RefSeq and is a predicted model, not a curated record. Gene Ontology annotation, biological process: protein deubiquitination. Lineage: Eukaryota; Viridiplantae; Streptophyta; Magnoliopsida; Lamiales; Lamiaceae.